Molecule: messenger RNA, 1797 nt
Organism: Malassezia pachydermatis
Lineage: Eukaryota; Fungi; Basidiomycota; Malasseziomycetes; Malasseziales; Malasseziaceae
Product: sugar transporter stl1
Exons: 1
Coding region: 1-1797 (598 amino acids)
Biological process (GO): carbohydrate transport; transmembrane transport
Cellular component (GO): membrane
Molecular function (GO): carbohydrate:proton symporter activity
Source: RefSeq, a predicted model, not a curated record
AUGGCAACAUUUGGGCAAUCCUCCAGCGCAAAAGCUGAUAAUGCUACUGCCAAGGACCACACUGUCUAUGCGAAUGGGAAAUCGCACGAUACCUUUAUUGGCCUUAGUGGUUCGCGCCUCAACAUCAUGAUUGCCGUGACCGCUGGUGUCGGUUUUACAUUGUUUGGUUAUGACCAGGGUGUCAUGGGAAGUCUGUUGACUCUUCCCUCGUUUCUUCAGCAGUUUCCUACAAUGAAUGGCGCUACCCACCCAACUCUACAGGGUGCUACUGUGGGUAUCUAUGAGAUUGGUUGCUUUGCUGGUGCUGUAUCCUGUCUGAUUUGGGGCAAUGCUUUUGGUCGUCGUGCUAUGAUUUGGAUCGGCAGUAUUUUCAUGGCGGUUGGUACUAUUAUCCAAUGCAUUGGUGAACAUGUGGCUAUGCUAUGGGUUGGCCGUAUCAUUACCGGCAUUGGAAAUGGUCAGCACACAUCUACGAUUCCUGUGUGGCAGUCGGAGUGUUCGCCGCCGCACCGUCGUGGUAUGCUUAUUAUGAUUGAAGGUUCCCUGAUCGCGCUUGGCAUUAUGAUUUCGUACUGGGUCGACUUUGCACUUUUCUGGGCCGACAGUGCGAAAGGCUUUUCGCCACUGCAGGAGGGUUAUGUCAAGGCGACUAGUAUCGACACAGUAUCAUGGCGUUUCCCUAUUGCUUUCCAGUUGCUGCUGAUUCUUCCCACCUUCCUUACUAUUUGGAUGCCAGAAAGUCCUCGGUGGCUUUUGCUUCGCGGUCGUGAGGAGGAUGCCCGCAAGGUUCUUUCGGCUUUGCAUGAGCGUCCUCGUCAUGAUCCGAUUAUCGACACGCUUGUGGACGAGAUUAACGAGGGUCUUGCUCUUUCGAAGGAUGUGCGCUUCCGUGAUCUGCUGAAGCAAGGAAAGAGCCACAACUUCCAUCGCACGGUUCUUGGUUUCGUGGUUCAAAUGUUCCAGCAGAUUACAGGCAUCAACCUAAUUACCUAUUAUGCUGGUACAAUUUUCCAGAACAAUAUGGGCAUGACGGAUGUAACCGCACGUAUCCUUGCUGCUUGCAACGGUACCGAGUAUUUCUUGGCUUCUUUGGUGGCUAUUUUCACCAUUGAGAAGUUUGGUCGUCGAAAGCUGAUGAUUUUCGGUGCGCUGGGUCAAGCCUUUACUAUGGCUGUUCUUACUGGUCUUUUGAGCCGCACAGCCUUGCAAUGGGAUCCCAAGCCCAUUGAUGAAGAAAUGUGCAGUUUUUACCGACAGGGUCGUAUCAAUGAAAGCAUCUGGUGUGAGCAAGUGCCAGGCAAAGCCCGCCGUGAUGGCUAUGCGGUGGGUGGCGUUGUAAUGCUUUUCGUUUUCAACACGUUCUUUGCGAUUGGUUGGCUGGGUAUGACUUGGCUCUACCCGGCAGAGUGCACGCCGUUGAGUAUUCGUGCGCAGGCGAACGGUAUCUCGACGAGUGCGAACUGGCUAUUUAACUUUUUGGUGGUGAUGAUUACACCUAUUGCGUUCGCUAAUAUCAACAACUAUACCUACCUCAUUUUCUGUGUCAUCAAUCUUCUUAUGGCUCCCGCGUCAUGGUGGAUUUUCCCAGAGACGGCGGGCCGAAGUCUCGAAGAGAUGGACGAGAUUUUCGCACGAUCUAGUGUGUGGAACCCAUACGAUGUCGUGCGCAUCGAGAAGACAUUCCCGCGUCGUUACGACCAACAUGGCCAUUUGAAGCUGGAAUACAUCGAAGAGCACCAGCACUUCCAUGGUGUUGAUACGUCUUUAAAGCCAGCUCCAUCGCCAGAAAAUAUCUAA